GUGCUGACGCAUGCGGAAGGUGUGUGUGUGAGUGUGUGAGCGGUCGGUCGGCCGCUGGUUUUUAAUUAGUUUAUUUAUUUGUAUAUUCGGGAGAGACCCGGCGGCCGGACAGCGCGCGCGCAGCGAGCAGAUACUGAGCUUUAGCCGCGUGUCCGCCGCCGGUCAGGAGGAGGCGGAGAGCAGCCGGAGGGUCCCCGGAGAGGGAGCGAGGCAGCGGGAGCGGGAGGCGCAGGAUGGACGCCGCUAAAGCCCGGGGAGAGGACGGGGCUCGGCCGCCCUCCAACAACCACCUGCCCCUCCAGCAGCGGGAGAACGGAGCCGGGGACGAGCUGGUUCGCUCGGUGUCGCUGUACCGGCGCAGGCCGCGGCUCUUCCACGGCACCGUGCUGCCGUUCGCCGCCCUCCUGUACCCGGGCUGGAUGUACGUGUGGCUGUGGGUGUACGGAGCCGCGGAGUACCCGGAGGCCGGCCUGCUGGCCCUCGCCGCCAUCGGCAUCGCGCACGUCCUCACCGUGCUGUCCGGCUACUGGUCGGUCCACAUGCACUGCUGGCUCACCUGCUCCAAGGAACCUGAUCCAGCAAAGGCCAGCUUAGCAAAAGUAAUACCCACGCCUAACAAUGGUUCUGCUGAGCUGGUGCCGCUUCAGAGGGACAAGGACGAGGACGGAGGGGAGAUCCUGUCCUUCGAGUUCCAGAAGAUCCGUUAUGUGUUUGACAGGGAGAGGAAGCACUUUUUACCCGUGGCUUUCCCUGUCGACCAUCCAAUGAGCUACUUCCAAACAUGGAGAGGCUACCAGGAGGAGGCAGAACUGCGGGCGGCGGAGAAGCGCUACGGGACCAACCGAGCAGAGAUGGUGGUGCCUGAUUUCCUGGAGCUCUUUAAGGAGAGAGCCACAGCCCCAUUCUUUGUCUUCCAGGUGUUUUGUGUGGGGCUGUGGUGUCUGGAUGAGUACUGGUACUACAGUGUCUUUACCCUUUUCAUGCUUGUGGCUUUUGAGGCAUCUCUGGUGCAGCAGCAGAUGAGGAACAUGUCAGAGAUCCGCAGAAUGGGGAACAAACCGUAUAUGAUUCAGGUUUAUAGAAACCGUAAAUGGCGGCCUAUAUCCAGUGAUGAACUCGUCCCUGGAGAUAUUGUUUCAAUUGGACGCUCUCCUCAGGAGAACCUGGUCCCCUGUGAUGUACUGCUGCUUAGAGGCCGCUGCAUUGUGGACGAGGCCAUGCUUACCGGAGAGUCUGUGCCUCAGAUGAAGGAACCUGUUGAGGACUUGGACCCAGAGAGAAUUUUGGACCUACAGGCAGAUUCCCGUCUGCAUGUGAUCUCAGGAGGCACUAAAGUGGUUCAACACAGCCCCCCACUACGUGCCAGCGCUGGCCUCAAACCUGUGGACAAUGGCUGUGUGGCGUAUGUUUUAAGAACAGGGUUCUAUACUUCUCAGGGGAAAUUGUUGCGGACCAUUUUGUUCGGAGUGAAGAGGGUAACGGCCAACAACUUGGAGACGUUCAUCUUCAUCCUUUUCCUGCUUGUUUUUGCCAUUGCUGCUGCUGUAUAUGUGUGGGUAGAAGGGACCAAGGACCUGAGCAGGAAUAAAUACAAGUUGUUCCUGGAGUGCACUCUCAUCCUCACCUCUGUAGUGCCUCCUGAACUGCCCAUCGAGCUCUCACUGGCUGUCAACACCUCUCUCAUCGCCCUGGCCAAGCUCUAUGUAUUCUGCACAGAGCCCUUCAGGAUUCCUUUCGCAGGAAAGGUGGAGAUUUGCUGCUUCGAUAAGACUGGAACCCUAACAAGUGACAGCCUGGUUGUUCGUGGUGUGGCAGGAUUAAGAGAAGGGAAAGAAGUGAUGCCAGUGUCAGAAAUCCCUGUUGAGACGCACAGAGUCGUGGCCACUUGUCACUCCCUGGUUACUCUUGAUGAUGGUCAGCUGGUAGGAGAUCCUCUGGAGAAGGCCAUGCUGACCGCAGCAGACUGGACCCUAACUAAAGAUGAGAAGGUGUUUCCUCGUGCAAUAAAGACUCCGGGUUUGAAGAUUCACCAGCGGUUCCACUUUGCCAGUGCUCUAAAGAGGAUGAGUGUCCUGGCAUCAUAUGAAAAACUGGGCUCUACUGAGUUCUGCUACAUCUCCACUGUUAAAGGAGCUCCAGAGACACUUAGGAACAUGUUCUCCCAGUGUCCAGACAGCUAUGAUGAGGUGCACAGAGAGAUGUCCCGAGAAGGAGCCAGGGUUCUUGCACUGGGAUACAAAGAGAUGGGGCACCUCAGCCAUCAGCAGGUACGAGAGAUGAGCCGUGAAGCUCUGGAGUGUGACCUGACCUUCGCUGGCUUCAUGGUUGUUUCUUGUCCACUGAAGAACGACAGCAAAGCAGUCAUCAGAGAGAUCCAGGAGGCAUCUCAUCAUGUUGUGAUGAUCACUGGUGACAAUCCUCUCACAGCCUGUCAUGUAGCGAGAGAGCUCCACUUUAUCCAGAAGGAGCACACACUGAUCCUGCAGCCUGGACCCACUCAAGAUGAAUGGCAGUGGGAGUCUAUAGAUGGUAGCGUGACUGUGCCUCUGCCCCCUCCAUCUAUAUCAGGGCUGGUCAGCCGCUAUGACCUGUGUGUUACUGGAGAGGGGCUGACCAGACUCACCCACGACCCUCGUUUACUCAGCGCACUGCUGCCACACGUGCAAGUGUUUGCUCGUGUCAGUCCCAAACAGAAGGAGUUUGUCAUAACAAGUCUAAAGGGAUUAGGCUUCAUCACUCUCAUGUGUGGUGAUGGGACCAAUGAUGUAGGAGCUCUUAAACACGCCCACAUAGGAGUGGCGCUAUUAGCUAACGCACCAGAACGCUUGCCAGAGAAGAAAAAAAGAGGAAGAGAUAAGGAGGCACCUGCUGCUGACCCCAGACCCAUGCCUCCAAUCUCCAGUUCAGGGGGAAAGCUGAGCUCCAGAGCAGCCAGGCAGAGGGUGAUGGCCCAGCGAGAGGAGCAGCUUGCUGCACAGAAGGAGAGGAUCUGUCAGGUACUGCGGGAGUUGGAGGAGGAUCAGCUUCAAGUGGUCAAACUAGGGGACGCCUCAAUAGCUGCACCAUUUACUUCAAAACUUUCCUCAAUACAGUGCAUUUGUCACGUAAUAAAGCAGGGCCGCUGCACUCUGGUGACCACGCUGCAGAUGUUUAAGAUCCUGGCUCUGAAUGCUCUGGUGCUGGCCUACAGCCAGUCUGUGCUCUACCUGGAGGGAGUCAAAUUCAGUGACUUUCAGGCAACUCUUCAAGGCCUGCUACUUGCAGGCUGCUUUCUGUUCAUCUCUAGGUCAAAGCCCCUGAAGACCUUAUCCAAAGAGCGCCCCCUGCCCAACAUAUUCAACCUCUACACCAUCCUGACAGUUCUGCUCCAGUUUGCAGUGCACUUCUGCAGUCUAGUCUAUCUGUACAAAGGAGCACAGACCAGAAGUCCUCCCAGAGAGGAGCAGUUUGUUGAUCUGUACAAGGAGUUCGAGCCCAGCCUGAUUAACAGCACUGUGUACAUAAUGUCCAUGGCCAUGCAAAUGGCUACCUUUGCCAUUAAUUACAAGGGCCAUCCUUUCAUGGAAUCUCUUACUGAGAAUCGUCCCUUGCUGUGGAGCAUUGCCUUAUCUGGACUUGCCAUAGUGGGGCUGUUAACUGGGUCAUCUCCUGAAUUUAAUGAGCAGUUUGCCCUUGUGGAUAUUCCAACAGAGUUUAAGCUGGUGAUUGCCCAGGUCCUGGUGCUGGAUUUCGUCGCAGCGCUGCUGGUGGACAGAGUCUUGCAGUUCCUGCUGGGCAAAGGGACGCUGCGGUUGCCGAACUGAACUGUUCAGUCAGUAGUCGCCAAAGCAGCUGCUGCCUCCAGCGAGCUGACUGCAAACGGGGAAGAGAGGGUGCAGUCGCUGGUGGGCGGCCAACUCUGCGACGCUCAGAGGAAGCAGGGAUGGACAAGCAUGGCACUCAAUACUGUACACACACCAGUGUUCCCCGUCUGUACUCUCAUUCUCUCCCUCUUCUCCUUCUGUCUUUCUUUUUCUUAACUCUGACCUGUUGCUUUCUACGUCAGAUUAUGUUUCCCCUUCCUACCAUUCUAACCUCUGCCUCCCCGACCCUAAAAGGCCAAGAAGAUAACAGUAUUGUGUGGAAUGGGUGUGUGUGUUUUGAUGCGUUUUGACUCACGCAGCAGAGAGUGGCAUUCUCUAAGAGAACUGCAGAGUGAUUUAAUUUUUCUCUUUUUCCAUUUUGUAAAAAUACAAAUGUCUGAGAGACUUAUAAAAGACCAAAAACCA
Astyanax mexicanus (Mexican tetra) is the source of this 4268-nucleotide messenger RNA. It is a transcript of the gene atp13a1, whose product is annotated as ATPase 13A1. Gene Ontology annotation, molecular function: membrane protein dislocase activity; ATP binding; ATP hydrolysis activity. Gene Ontology annotation, biological process: extraction of mislocalized protein from ER membrane; intracellular calcium ion homeostasis. Lineage: Eukaryota; Metazoa; Chordata; Actinopteri; Characiformes; Acestrorhamphidae. The record is from RefSeq and is a predicted model, not a curated record. The transcript is spliced from 25 exons. Gene Ontology annotation, cellular component: endoplasmic reticulum membrane. The coding region runs from base 234 to 3803 and encodes 1189 amino acids.